AUGGCCGGAGUUAAAGCAGCAGAUAUUGUUGAGAAGGUGUUUAAGCAGAUGCUUUUGAAGGAGGGAUUUUGUAAUGAGAGAGUGUCAAGUGAGAGACAUAAUGAGGAAGUUAUCAAUGAGGAAUUACACAAUAUGAAAGUUAUCAAGAAGAGAUCAAAGAGUGUGGAAGGGUGUAGAAAGAGCUUCUGUGUUGGUCAAUCUGCUCACAGCAUCUAUUGA
Molecule: messenger RNA, 219 nt
Organism: Yamadazyma jaroonii
Lineage: Eukaryota; Fungi; Ascomycota; Pichiomycetes; Serinales; Debaryomycetaceae
Source: the annotation of a GenBank genome assembly